Molecule: messenger RNA, 1625 nt
Organism: Culex pipiens pallens (northern house mosquito)
Lineage: Eukaryota; Metazoa; Arthropoda; Insecta; Diptera; Culicidae
Product: ribosomal L1 domain-containing protein CG13096-like
Exons: 3
Coding region: 95-1525 (476 amino acids)
Source: RefSeq, a predicted model, not a curated record
CUCGUGUAUUUCAAGUUCGUUCCGCGGAUAGUAAACACGUGCGCGCGCGAUUCCAAGAGUUUAAUCGCCCAAAAAGUCCACAUUUCCUGCAGCAAUGAAGAUCAAAGCUGCCAAAAAGACCGCGCCCAAGGCCACCGACGCCAAGCUGCACCAGAAAGUGGCCACCGGAACGGCCAUCGCCAAGCCGGGCAAGCAGAAGAAAAACGCACUGCCUGCUGCGACGAUUCGGACCACGCUUGGUGCCUCUGCCGCUGACGGAAAGGCCAAGAAGAAAAACAAACAGGAAAAGCUGAAGCAGUUGGCCGAGACGGUCGAAAAUGUGGCCCCGAAAGUGUUGGCCGCCAAGAAGCAGAAAGCUGGGGGGAAACUGAAGAAGCAAGUGCUGAAGCCGGCGGUGGCGGAGCAGAAGGCGGUUAAGAAGGAAGAGAAGGGCAAAAAUCAGUCGGAAUCGCUGCCUGAAGGAGUGGAACUGCCGGAGAUUUUGGUCAAGAAGAAGACGAUCAAAACGGCGCUGCAGGCCUGCAAGAAAGCACUGGACGAUGGUUUCGAGAAGAAAAAGAAUCUUUUCGGGGAGGAAAUGAAGUACGGGUUGCAGAUUUCGGCCGUUAAGAUCCCACAAGUUCCGAAGAGGAAUUGUAGAAUGCAACUUCCGCAUCCGAUUUACCACAAAGGCGACGACAUUUGCCUCAUCGUGAAGGAUUUGGCUCGUGGAAGCAAGUUUGAUCACGAGGAAACCUUGCGCUUCUGGGAGGACAAACUGCGCGAUCUCGGCGUUAACUUCAUCACGCAGAUCAUUCCGUUCCAGCAGCUGAAGCAAGACUACCGUCAGUACGAGAUGAAGACGAAGCUGGUUCAUCGGUUCGAUCGGUUCUUGGUUGACUCGCGGAUGUGUAACCACGCCUUUGCCUUCCUCGGCAAUGCCUUUAUCAAGCGGUGCAAGAAUCCGACACCCGUCGUGCUGGAAAAGGACGAACAGAUUGUGGAGAAUUUGGAAAAGGCGUUGCGUCGAAUCACGUACAGACAAACCAACACCGGUGCCAUCUCGGAGAUUCAGUUUGCCACGCACAAAAUGCCGCUGGAAAAGGCGGUCGAAAAUGCUGCCGCCAUGAUCGAAGGCCUCAAGAGUCAGUACCCAGGCGGAUGGCUCAACAUUCGCACGAUCCACUUGAAGCCAAUGACCGACAUCAACCUUACCUUCCCGCUGUACGUGAGCUCAACCGAUCCGAAUCUGGUUCCCGUGCCAACCGCGGUCGGCCCUCGGGAAAGCUUCGAAAAGGCCCGCAGCCAGAAACUGCUGGACAUUACCAAGAACAAGUACAAAUUCCAGGCGGGUAGUUUGGUGCGAGUGCCGUUCGAAAAGCGACGAAAACAGCCGGCAAAGAAGGGCAAAAAGGCGGUGAAGGGCGCUAAAGUAGCGGCCGAGGUGCAGGUCGAAGAUGAGCUGGAAAGCGACGAGGAGGCGUUCAAGAACAGAGAACGGGCGAGCGACACGGAGAACAGUGACAUGGGAAGCGACGACGAAUGAGCGGGAGGUUUAGUUUGGUUAAGAUUAUAUUGCUAAGAUAUAUUGAUUUCUUGUAUCUUUGGCGUUACUUUAUAAUACAAAUAAUUAUAAUAAAAAACUG